AUGCCGCCCUCCAGCACUUACAGCUCGUCCGCCAGUUCCUCGCCUCCUCCCGCCCACCACGAUGACGACGAAGAGGUGAAGGAGAAAUUUGAGAAGGAUAUUAAGCAGUACCUCGACCUAUGGGAUCGCAUCCGUGACCUUGUUCAGAAAACGCCAAAGCUCAAAGGCUUGCUCGAGCUACUGACUCAACUGCACGAGGCCGGUCUGGACGCCGUGAGCGCUGAAGAGGAACGUGACGCUUUGAAAGAAGAAGGAGGCGACGAGUACCUCCGCGCGGAGGAGGAAGCCGACGAGAUCGACAAGCGCUUGAGACACCUGAGCAAGCGAGUGCACGAAGAGUACACAGACCCAGUCGCUCAACGCGUUGUGGCUUUGUGGGACGAAGCGGAUGAUCUGGUGCGCCAGUUCUCCGUGCUCCCGCCCGUUCUGAUGCCGACGCCAUCAAACCUCUGUAUCAACGACAUGUUUCACGCCAAGCGACCGGCGCUGGAAGCCUACCUGUCCGCUGCCCUCGAAGACGCAGACGAACACGUCGACAACAUCAAGAUCAAGGAACUCCGCAUCGGCAAGAAGGGCGCGCCCGCGCCGUACAAGCGCAAGCGCAACCCGGACGUCUCGCACGAGGAGGAGCACGUUCGCGAGGCCAAGCGGAGGGGGACGCUGCUGAAGCACGUAGAGCACGCGCCACACACCUUGAGCAAGAUGCGGCGAGGGCUUGGGUACCGGCAGGCGUUGCGGUACUUCGGUGUUGGGUAUUAG
Molecule: messenger RNA, 759 nt
Organism: Rhodotorula toruloides NP11
Lineage: Eukaryota; Fungi; Basidiomycota; Microbotryomycetes; Sporidiobolales; Sporidiobolaceae
Exons: 8
Coding region: 1-759 (252 amino acids)
Source: RefSeq, a predicted model, not a curated record